GUGGAACCUAAAUAAUUCCGAGCGUUAUGCUCUGCAGUACGUGGACGGCCAACAAGCUUACAUCACAGAACUGAACCGUGGAGAAAUUAAGAAUGGGAGUAUCCUGCAGUUGACCACUGCUCCGGAUCAAGAGGCAGCAAAGCUGCACGGGGGCAUUCAAAGCAACAGUGUGGACGUGAAGACCAAUUCUUUGAAGAAGCUGGCCAGCCUGUCCCGGGAUGUGGCCUUUGCGCAGGAGUUUAUUAGCAGAAAUGGCCUGAAUCAACUCUUCUCGAUUGUGGAGGAAGAUAAUAAUACAGGGGAGAUUCUGGCGUAUACCCUGAAGGCCUUUGUAGAGCUGAUGGAACAUGAUUUUGUUUCCUGGGAGACCCUCAGCCCCACUUUCAUCAAAAAG
This is a messenger RNA of Notechis scutatus (mainland tiger snake), 394 nucleotides long. NCBI's taxonomy places the organism in Eukaryota, Metazoa, Chordata, Lepidosauria, Squamata, Elapidae. The record is from RefSeq and is a predicted model, not a curated record.